This is a messenger RNA of Laccaria bicolor S238N-H82, 543 nucleotides long. RefSeq lists its product as uncharacterized. NCBI's taxonomy places the organism in Eukaryota, Fungi, Basidiomycota, Agaricomycetes, Agaricales, Hydnangiaceae. The record is from RefSeq and is a predicted model, not a curated record. The transcript has 3 exons. The coding region runs from base 1 to 543 and encodes 180 amino acids.
AUGAAUUACAUCAGUAAAGGUGCACAUCGGGUGAUGCAGGCAUUUAAAUCCCAAACUGUUGAAGUCAACCGAUCUCUUCAUGGAUUGGGCUCAACAUGUGUCAUGGGUCAGCUGAAGAGCUCUAAAUCCCAUGCAUUGUGGAUCAGCCCACAGCCGUCUCAUUUUUAUUUGCCAAGUUUACCUCGGCUUUUCAUUGCCGGUCAUCAUGCAGUUUACUGGGCCGGGUCCAUCACCUACCAAGAAGCCGAGCACGGUGACAUGAGCUUUGAAUCCCAUGCAGCGUGGAUCAGCCCAACCUGGUCCCAUCCAGUUGACACUAUACGGCCGAGUUUCGUCUUCACUCAGGUUUUAUUUGCCAAGUUGCUCANACAUUACCUCGGCUUUUCUUUGCCGGUCAUGGUCCAGUAUUCGGUCAUGCAGUUUACUGGGUCCAUGACUUCCCAAGAAGCCGAGCACGGUGACGUUCACAAGGCAGUGAAAUAUAUUAUGCACACCCCCGGUUCAAAAUCCCUACCAGUUUAUACCGACCAAUGUUUCUUGUAA